Ceraceosorus guamensis is the source of this 2154-nucleotide messenger RNA. RefSeq names its product isocitrate lyase. Bases 228 to 1838 code for a protein of 536 amino acids. NCBI's taxonomy places the organism in Eukaryota, Fungi, Basidiomycota, Exobasidiomycetes, Ceraceosorales, Ceraceosoraceae. The record is from RefSeq and is a predicted model, not a curated record. Gene Ontology annotation, biological process: carboxylic acid metabolic process. Gene Ontology annotation, molecular function: isocitrate lyase activity. The transcript has 4 exons.
CUCCUCCCUGCUUUUCCCCGCUUCGUCCGGUAUCUACAUAAAGCGGCCCCCCUGCCCUUCUUCUCGUCUUUUCGCGACCCUCACGACCGCAUCCUCAUCAUCAUAAGCUCGACAUUCUGCUCACGAGCUCGUCGUACGAUCCCGUUCACACAGACCUUGCACGCGCAUCUACAAACACACACACACCCACACCCAAAGUCAAGAUCACCUCCCUUGUCAAGAAGAUCAUGGGCUUCGACGCCAGCACCGAAGAGAAGGCUUUCCAGGCCGAGGUCGAGGCCGUCAAGCAAUGGUGGAAGUCUCCCCGCUUCUCGCGCACGAAGCGCCCUUACACCGCUGAGCAGGUAGUGUCCAAGCGCGGUACUCUUCCCAUUCAGUACCCUUCCAAUGACCAGGGCAAGAAGCUGUGGAAGGUGCUGGAAGGUCACGCGGCAAAGGGAACGCCCAGCCACACUUAUGGUGCGCUGGACCCUGUCCAGGUCACGCAGAUGGCAAAGUACCUCGAGACUGUCUACGUAUCUGGCUGGCAGAGCAGCUCCACCGCCAGCUCCACCAACGAGCCCGGUCCUGAUCUGGCUGACUACCCCUACAACACUGUGCCUCUCAAGGUCGAGCAUCUGUUCCAGGCUCAGCUCUUUCACGAUCGCAAGCAGCGCGAGAGCCGUGCAGGUCUCGCUCCUGCUGAUCGCGCCAAGGUUCCUUACGUCGACUAUCUGCGCCCUAUUGUCGCUGAUGCCGACACUGGGCACGGUGGUCUGACUGCCGUGAUGAAGCUGACGAAGCUCUUUGUCGAAAAGGGUGCAGCAGGAAUCCACAUUGAGGAUCAAGCUCCAGGCACGAAAAAGUGCGGUCACAUGGCCGGAAAGGUGUUGGUGCCAAUCUCUGAGCACAUCAAUCGUCUGGUCGCCAUUCGUCUCCAGUACGACAUUAUGGGCGUCGAGAACCUCGUCGUUGCUCGUACCGACUCCGAGGCUGCUACCCUCAUCACCACCAACGUCGAUGAGCGCGACCACAGCUUCAUCCUGGGCACCACCAACUCUGCCCUUCCUCCUCUCGUCGAUGUCCUCACAAAGGCAGAGGCAGAAGGCAAGAGCGGCGAUGCGCUCGCAGCCAUCGAGGCCGAAUGGACCGCAGCUGCCGACUUGAAGCUCUUCUCUACUGCCGUUGCGGAAGAGCUGAAGAAGCGCGGAGGAAAUGCCGAAGCUUUCCUCGCCGAGGCUUCCGGAAAGUCGAACAAGGUCGCGCGUCAAAUCGCCACCAAGCACGGCAUCGACGGACACAGCUUCUUUUGGGACUGGGACGGACCUCGUACCCGCGAGGGCUACUACCAGUACCAAGGAGGAACACAAUGCGCCGUCAACCGUGCCAUUGCCUUUGCUCCUCACUCUGACUUGAUCUGGAUGGAGACCAAGUCCCCCAUCCUCGCUCAAGCCAAGGAGUUUUCCGAGGGAGUUCGCAGCGCUGUUCCAGGACAAUGGUUGGCCUACAACCUCUCCCCUUCCUUCAACUGGGACGCUGCCAAGCUGAACACGGACCAGAUGAAGUCUUAUGUCUGGGAGCUGGGCAAGCUGGGUUUCGUCUGGCAAUUCAUCACUCUGGCCGGUCUGCACUCCAACGCCUACAUCUCCGACCACUUUGCAAAGGGCUUCUCCACCGAAGGAAUGAAGGCUUACGUCGAGCUCGUCCAGCGAAGAGAGAGGGAGAUUGGCUGCGAUGUCCUCACUCAUCAAAAGUGGUCCGGUGCGGAAUACGUCGACAACCUGCUCAAGACCGUCACUGGCGGUAUCUCCAGCACGGCAGCCAUGGGCGGUUACAACAGCGAGUCCCAAUUCAAGUAGACGAAGGGACCUGCAUUGAGAAGAGACGCAGCAACAUGUCGCGUAGCGGAAAACAAUGUUCCUCGUAUCUGAGUCUACGGCAAGCACCCGACGGGAAGCGCGCAUCGAGCCGCCGCCGCCGCCGCCGCCGCUCUUUGUGCUUCCUUGGGCUUUUGACCCAUCUCCUCUCCUUCUCUAAUGUCAUGACUGUCUCAUCCGCGUUGCUCGUGAUUUCCGUGGCUGGGGGGCGCUGCAAAGGUUGCGUGUGCCCGUUCUGGAUAAGCUGUAUUGUUUACGGGCAUGUGCACGGAUACUACUGUUACAUGGGAGCAAACCG